This is a messenger RNA of Euleptes europaea (tarantolino), 450 nucleotides long. RefSeq names its product complexin-3-like. The record is from RefSeq and is a predicted model, not a curated record. Gene Ontology annotation, cellular component: terminal bouton; SNARE complex. Gene Ontology annotation, biological process: synaptic vesicle exocytosis; neurotransmitter transport; regulation of neurotransmitter secretion. Gene Ontology annotation, molecular function: syntaxin binding. NCBI's taxonomy places the organism in Eukaryota, Metazoa, Chordata, Lepidosauria, Squamata, Sphaerodactylidae. The transcript has 3 exons. The coding region runs from base 1 to 450 and encodes 149 amino acids.
AUGGGAUCCUCCGUGAAAUUGGCAUGUGGUGCCCCAGCCAGGCAGUUGUUGUGCUGUAUCUCGGCCGACUUCCCCAGGGACAAGGACUCCAGCAUCCGCCCCAGCAAGGACCGAGGCCAGCAGCGACCACAGUGGACCAACAGCCCGAAACAGAAAAGCAAGCGGGAAGAAGUCUUCACGCAAAAGAAGGCUGAGCGCGCGGCCAUGCGGGCCCACCUCCGGGAGAAAUAUCAGCUGCCCAAGAGCCGGACGGAUAAGAAGCAGAUGGCAGCAGCCGGGGGCAAGUUGGCGCUCCCCAAAGACCUGCUGGCUAUCGUGAAGCCCAAGGGCCCCUCGGAAGCCGGCUCCCUCUUCCCCAGCCUCGGCGACCUGGAUUUCAGCUCCUUCCGGAUGACGGCACAGAACGCCAUGCGGUCUCUGCAGCGUCCGGUGCAGUGCCCUGUCAUGUGA